Rubroshorea leprosula is the source of this 977-nucleotide messenger RNA. Lineage: Eukaryota; Viridiplantae; Streptophyta; Magnoliopsida; Malvales; Dipterocarpaceae. The record is from the annotation of a GenBank genome assembly.
UCAAUCCAGAGCAGCUAAGAAUCCAGUUUGAGGUACCGCAGCAGAAGCUAUGGCAUCCGCAAUUCUGAAGCGAGCAACCUCGUCGGCGCUGAAAUCAGCAGCCGGAAGUUUCCGCAUCGCAGCGUCAGGAAGGGGCUACGCAUCGGUGGCAGCAGGGAGUGAUAUCGUCGCGGCGGCGCCUGAUGUUUCUCUCCAGAAAGCUCGGAGCUGGGACGAAGGCGUCUCGUCUGAGUUCUCCACUACUCCUGUUAAAGAUAUUUUCAAGGGGAAGAAAGUCAUCAUCUUUGGAUUGCCUGGUGCAUAUACAGGAGUUUGUUCACAGCAGCAUGUGCCUAGUUACAAGAAUAACAUUGACAAGUUUAAGGCUAAAGGAAUAGACUCUGUCAUUUGUGUUGCUGUUAAUGAUCCAUAUGUCAUGAAUGCCUGGGCUGAGAAAAUUCAAGCCAAAGAUGCUAUUGAAUUUUAUGGGGACUUUGAUGGUAGCUUCCAUAAGAGCUUAGAUUUGGGAAAAGAUCUCUCUGCUGCUUUGCUUGGUCCUCGUUCUGAAAGAUGGUCAGCAUAUGUAGUUGAUGGGAAGAUUAAAGCUUUUAAUGUGGAGGCUGCCCCAUCCGACUUCAAGGUUUCUGGUGCUGAGGUCAUUUUGGAACAGAUCUAAGGAUGUUUUAGCAUCUAUUUUUGCUGUCAACACCAGGAGAUGUUUAUUUACUCUAGCCAAAUGAUCAUGGUUGCCGCUAUUUUGAAGAUCGUACUUAGUUUAAAUGAUAAUUCUAGUGUGUCCAAACUUGCUGCCGACACUUAUAUCUUGCUAGAAAUAAAGUUUCUUCACCAUAUAGUGAUAAAAAAAUUUUCUUUUAAAAAAGUGUGGAUGGCUUUGUUCUUUGCUUCAGCAGUUUGUAGCAAAAUGCAAUAAUUGUGCUUAGUGAAACACGAACCAUUGAACCUAUUUCAUUCCAACAGAAGAAAAGGAAUGUAGAUCG